Messenger RNA from Stereum hirsutum FP-91666 SS1, 4260 nucleotides. RefSeq lists its product as uncharacterized. The record is from RefSeq and is a predicted model, not a curated record. NCBI's taxonomy places the organism in Eukaryota, Fungi, Basidiomycota, Agaricomycetes, Russulales, Stereaceae. The transcript is spliced from 8 exons. Bases 1 to 4260 code for a protein of 1419 amino acids.
AUGUCACAUCUCGCUCCUCGACUGCGACAACAGCCUUUGAAUCAGAAAGACCAACGCAAGUCGAAGAUCGUGACUGCGAGGAUGAGAGCAGAACGCGAAGCUGCCAUUCCCAAGACCAGCAAAACUCUGCCUCUCUCGGGACUUCUGUCCAAGUUCGCCCUCCCCGCUCCUACACGCCCUGUACCACCUCCCUCCAAAGCCAAGACCAAACCUCUCGCACCCGCUUCCUCAGAUCCCAUUAUACCCUUUUCUUCCGAAGCCGACAUGGAUGAUAGCCAUCCCUCACAUUCUCCCUCACGAUCGCAAUCUCCGCCUGCUGCAGCGCGCGCCUCCCAUACAUCUACGCCUCCGCCUCCAACUCGUACACAAGAAGAGUCCCCAACGCCUUCUCCCUUCCGCAUGAAUGCCAUGCGUCUCUUGCCAUCUGCCUCUACCUCCGCCGUUCCUAGCAACAUGAAGUCCAUCUCUAAAUACUCGCCGAAGUCAAAGCCUGGUCCUAGCACCUCGAUGCCAUCACUCCCACUACCGAGAUUGCCUUUGGCAGAUUCGGACUCCGAGGGCUCUGACAUGGAGCUUCCAACCGUGUCCAACAUCCUCUCGAGCGUUCAAGCCGAACAAGCCGCUAAAGCCCGUGCUCAACGUCUCGCGGAGUUCAAAGAACAAGCAUUGGCAAGACAACAGGAGCGCGCCCUUGCUGGCGUCGUGGACAGUGACGAAGACGACGACGACGACGACGAGAGUGUUGAGUUGGAGGUGGUGAAACCCGGGAGGGAUAUGAGGGUGGAUGUUGAGGAGGUGGGGAGGGAGAGAAAGUUGAUGCCGAGGAAGUCGAAGGGGGCGGCGAUGGCGGUCACGUAUGGGAAGGUUCCUUUGGCGAGGGCUGAUCAGGGGUCUUCGCCCCUUCGACCGUCACCGAGGAAGUCACCGAGGAAGAAGGCCAUGGGUGAUAUGGAUGGAGUGGUAGAUCUGGAUGAGGAUGCUGAGGAUGAGAGGGACGAGGAGGAGGAGAUGUUGAGAGAUCUGGCACGGCCGGCAUUCGAGAAGAGAGAUGCUGCGUCACGUUCAAGGGCGAAGGCGAUCACUAACUCGACGGCUCACUCGCUCUCGAAGGCUCGUAGAAACGGAGCGACGGACUUGGGGACGGCUGCGGGAUUGGGCGGGCUGUUGUUGAGAAGACAACGUGAGAUAAAUGCGGGGGAAGUCAAGAGGCGUGAGGAGGAGUGGGUGCGGAGGGGCGGAAGUUUACCUCAGACGAUACUUGACGAUGCAGAAGGGCAGCAGAAGUUGAGAGAGAUUGCAGAGAGGGCUCUCAAGAAACAAGCUGAGGGUAACGCCGAUGAGAUGAAUCCAGAUGAUGAUGAGGAAGGUGACGGAGAGUAUGUCCCUGAGGAGGACGAAGCAGUCGACAGGGGAAGUGGCAGUGACGGAGAAGACGAGGGAGGGGAUGAGAAUGCUCAAGAGGAAUGGGUCGGUGACGAGAAUAUGGCAGUAGACGAGAACGAGCGUCCAGCCGAUCUUGCACUCGAUGACGACGAGGACGAAGACCAGGAGAAUAUCUUCGCACAACCCCGUCCCCGACCUCGUCCACGCCCUCGUGCUCGACCCGCUCGUACCGCUGUUGUUCUUGACUCUGACGAUGAGAAUGCUCAACCUGCGGAAGCACGGUCCCUCGAUGGGAACUCAACCGAUACCGACAAAGAGAACGCCCGAGAGCGGAUGUACGACGUCGGAGAAGACAAGGAGAACAACUCCGUCCCUCGAUUCGGUCCCUUUUCAAUUUCUCAGAGUUCAUCUUCUGCAGGUGUUGUCCGCCCAGGCUUAAGGUCGAGACACGCAUCGACUUCAUCAGCUUCUGGCCUUGGGCUAAGUGGUGUCGCUAGCCCGGAGAAUGGGAGAGGGGUACGUGAGGAGAGGACUCCGUUGAAGGAGCUGUCCACUCCACCUGAAGGGAUCGAUGAUCCGUUCGGUGAUCCUGCAUUGCCUUUGUCGAAUCCGACUGCUACUCCUUCGACUAAGAGGACGGGGGUGUUGGGGCGGAAUCAGUCGUUCGUCGAGCUGUUGAAGUCGUCUCCCGUCUUGGACGCCGACGAGGACAAGGGGAAGAGUACGAGCAAGGGUCUCGAUGACAGAGCUGAUGGGAACGGCGAGCUGAUGCCUGCACCGGUGGGGCUUGGGGGCGGGUUUGGCGAUAUGUUCGAUGACGAGUUCAGGACGCAGAAGCCUGCUAAGAGCCAGAAGACGGAGAUGAAGGCGCCAGCUUUGAUCCCGACGCAGGGCUUGACGCAAGGAGGUGGUUUGAAGGGGAUGAAGUUUGGUGGGCUGGAGGACUCGUUCGAGUUCACCCAGGAGGUGUCCUCUAUCAAAUCGUCAAACCUCGCUGGUGGCAGCGGGUUCGCCGCCCUCCGUGGUCAAGCUACCUCCGCCGAAGACAUCUCCCUCACUCUCGAUCCUGCUUUCACCGACACCGACAAGCUGCUCGAGGUGGAUGACACGCUGCGACAGAAGGCGGAAGCGAUCUUCGAGAAGGAACAAGAGUAUGUCGUGCUAGGCAAGGAAGCCAACGGCAAGGGAAAGCCUCAGCUUUGGGUCACGGAAAAUGGAUUCCUGACGCAAACUCGACCGGACGUAUCCUCCCCCGAGCUUUACCGCCCCUCGCCCUCCCAACGUCUCACCCAGUCCCAAUACAUGACCCAGACCCAUCGCCGACGCCUGUCCGACGCAGCGUCCUCCACCAUCCUCUCCCCCGCAUUCUCACCCUCCCUUACUCUUACUGCCCGCACCGCACGUCAACCACUCGGUACGCUUACUCUCGAAACACCAGAUGUCGAAGAGGAACGUGGACGGCUGAGGAGGUUGAGGAAGGGGAGGAGGGAUAGUAGUAGUGAGGAACGAAGAGAGGAAGAAAGCCCGAGCCCGAGUCCUAGCCCGAGUCCUUCUAAGCGUCCGCUGCCGGGUUUGGCAAUACCAGUGCGGAAGGAGAAGGGUAAGGAAAGGGAAAGGGAAGAUGUGUUUGGUGCGUUGCUUGCCGGGGCGAAGAGUUUGGGUAAGGAUAGAGGGAGAGAGAAGAUGAUGAGGGAGAUGAAUGGGCCUGUGGGCAGGUCGGAGUUCGUGAUGAACGAGGCGGAGGAGGAAGAUGAUGAUGAGAUGCUUGGGUGGGGAGGGACGUUGAAGAGGAAGAUCGGCGGUGCGGGUGGGGAUGAGGACGAUGAGGGAGAGGACGAUGGGAGAGAUUUGGUAGGGUUGCUGGAUGAGAGGGUGAUUGGGGAGGAUGAGAUCGCGAGGGAGAAGGUCGUGGAGAAGGCGAGAGAGCAUGAAGAACAGGAUGAUGCAAAGAUGGCCAAAGUUGUACACGACGUCGUCCAAGGCCGGAUGAGGACGAAACGACGGAACCGUGGUCUUGGGAUGGAAGAUUCGGACUCCGAAGAGGAGGAUGAGGAGGCGAGGAUGUUAAGGAGGAAAAGCAUGAACAAAAAGAGGAGGAUCGAGGGGGAUAAGCUUGAGGACCUUGCCAAGAACCCGGAAACCAGAGCCUUUUAUGAUGCCUACCGGAGUCACCUCGACGAGGACGACGCUUUCGCAAAGAUCGUGGCCGAUGAGGACGAGGAGAUGAACGUCGACGGAGGGCCAGUCGAGGGCCGUGAUGAGAAUGACGACAACGAAGAGGGUCCGAGGGAGGAGAUCACUGCGGAGGAGGUGAGGAGGGCGAUUCGGGCUGGGCAAUUCAAGAACGAGCCUACGUUGGACAUCCACAACGUUGCAUGGGUAGACGAAGAUGAGAACGACGAUGACGAGGAGGAGAAUGAGAACGGGAGGAGGUUCAAUGUACGGGAGGUUUCGUUCGAUGGCCCCGCUGCUACGUCUACUACUGGUUCGAGGAGCAAGGCGAUGCCGCCUCCGAUGUUUGGUGGGAAGAGGGUGGAGAGCGAUGUUGUUGAUUAUGACCAUCCAGUCAAGCGCCCCACACGCGCUGAAUCGAACGAAGACGUCAAGCGACUCACGCUCUGGGCCAAGGAAGAGAGCAUGACGAGGGGAAUGUCGAGCGGUUCGGGGAUGGGGAGCUCGUCCGGCGCAGCUGUCACUGGCCACGGAAAGAAGAAAGUCGCGCCGAAUGCGAAAUCGGGUGGUGCGAACGGGUUUGGGAGAGGUAGCAGUGCGGGGGCCAAGGCGACUGAUGGGAAGUCGAAAGGGAAGAGGGCAUUGGAGAAGCAGCCGAGUGUGUUGGCGAGGCUGGGGGAUAGGAAGGAUAGGUUCACGAGUUGA